Racocetra persica is the source of this 200-nucleotide messenger RNA. Lineage: Eukaryota; Fungi; Glomeromycota; Glomeromycetes; Diversisporales; Gigasporaceae. The record is from the annotation of a GenBank genome assembly.
AUGUUUGACAAUAUGGAUACUUGGGAAUAUACAACGAACCAGAUGAACGAUAAUAAUAGACAACAAGGGUAUGGAGCCCCUACGCAAAGUAACGAUCAUCCAUUGGAAGAACUUAUUUUGGUGGAUAACCUUGAUCCUCCAAUGGAACAAACUCAUACCAACCCGUCUUGGGAUCAAUUACUUCGACAUAUGACAAAUCU